Molecule: messenger RNA, 1026 nt
Organism: Dujonia railenensis
Lineage: Eukaryota; Fungi; Ascomycota; Pichiomycetes; Serinales; Debaryomycetaceae
Source: the annotation of a GenBank genome assembly
AUGUCACUCUUUUUCAAGGCCCCUCUUGACAUUGAAAUACGUCUUGAUAAUGAAGAAUCACGCAAACACGUAGAUGUGAAGACUCCGCAAGGGAGACUCGAAAAGCUUCCGAUAUAUAAGGACGGUGAAUCGGUGAAGGGGACUGUCACUGUAAGAACCAGAGAUGGGAGGAAGGUCGAGCACUUGGGUAUAAGGGUACAGUUACUAGGAUCAAUUGAGACGAAUAUUGACGGUGUGGUACUGGAUGAUUUUCUUUCGUUGGCAACUGAGUUGGCUGCUCCUUCUCAGUUGACCCAUCCAGAGACAUUCCCAUUCGAGUUCAAGAAUGUGGAGAAGCAAUACGAAAGUUAUAGGGGAAAGGCCGCUAGAUUGAGGUACUACAUCAAGGUGUGCGUGAAUAGAAAGUCGGGCUCCGAAAUCACGAGAGAAAAGGAAUUGUGGGUGUACCAAAUAGUCAACAGUACUGGAACCACGGCGGUGAGUUCCACUGCUUCGGCUGUAGUCAAGACUACUCCAGAUGGCGACAAGAAGGCAGCCGGCACAGGAUCGAGAACUGGAGGAGGAGCUGGCACUGGUGCUGGUGCAGUGACGGCCACAGGAACGCCGAUACCUACCACUGUCAAAAUGGAUGUGGGGAUUGAAGACUGUCUUCACAUCGAAUUUGAGUACCUGAAGUCGAGAUUUUCCUUGAAGGAUGUGAUAGUGGGAAGGAUCUAUUUUCUACUUGUGAGGUUGAAGAUCAAGCACAUGGAGUUGUCGUUAAUCAGGAGAGAAACCGUUGGUGCCCCUCCGAAUCAAAUCACCGACAGCGAGACCGUCGUGAGGUUUGAGAUUAUGGAUGGUGCUCCCGUGAGGGGUGAGGCUAUCCCUAUCAGGCUAUUUUUGGGAGGAUUCGACUUGACCCCGACAUACAGGGACGUCAAUAAAAAGUUCAGCGCUAGGACGUACCUAUCGUUGGUGUUAAUUGAUGAGGACGCCAGAAGGUAUUUUAAGCAAAGCGAGAUUAUACUUUAUAGAGAUCAGUAG